GCGCGAUUGACGUUAGGUUAGGCGCAGUGGAAGCUUGCACCUGUUCGAAAUUUAUUGUAAACUGCAGUGUUUGUGUUAUGGUACAGCAAAUAUAAUUUAAUUUAUCAUUGAAAUAGCAAAAUAAAAUGUGAUUUUUUUGGAGUAUCAAACGCAAGUACACAAAAAAUACUACAAUGAGGAUCUCCCGGCUACCUCGUUGCCGUAUCUUCUCCACCCGGUUCCUGGCCAUCUUCCUCAUACUCCUUGGGUUUGGAGCUUACUGCUAUUACUACAGCACCCCAGCAUACCCUAAACCAAGACACCUGAGCCUCGGCGAUGAUUUGGACCUGAAAGGCCCACCACCAUACUUCCGUGAACCGAUCCGUCAAGAACAGGCAAACAAACAACAUUGCCCUACCCUGAAGGAGAGUUCGGCCGACAUCGAUACGGUAUCGAUUUAUCCAUCAUUCGACUUCCAGCCGAGCUGGCUGAGGACGAUGGAGUUUUGGGAACAAUCUUUUGAGGAGCGCUAUGAGAAAAUGAGGAAUGACACUCGCCGCCCAAGAUUGAAGGUAUUCAUAGUGCCUCAUUCCCACAACGACCCUGGCUGGCUGAAGACCUUCGAGCAGUACUUCGAGUGGAAGACGAAGAACAUCAUAAACAACAUCGUUCAGAAACUUAACGAAUACCCAAACAUGACCUUCAUUUGGACGGAGAUGUCGUUCCUGAACGCCUGGUGGGAGAGAUCGCAUCCUGUCAAGCAGAAGGCACUGAAGAAACUUAUCAAAGAGGGUCGCCUGGAGAUCACUACUGGAGGCUGGGUGAUGCCCGAUGAAGCCUGCACGCACAUCUAUUCCCUCAUCGAUCAGUUCAUUGAAGGUCACAAUUGGGUUAAAACCAAUCUUGGUAUUGUCCCCAAAACCGGGUGGUCCAUCGAUCCUUUCGGCCACGGUCCCACCGUGCCACAUUUGCUCGAUAAAAGCGGCCUCGAAGGCACCAUCAUUCAGCGGAUUCACUACGCGUGGAAACAAUGGCUGGCCCAGCGCCAAAUCGAGGAAUUUUAUUGGAUCCCUGGCUGGUCCACAUCCCAUCCCAACCUCGUCGUCCAUAACCAACCUUUCGACAUUUACUCCAUAAAAAGCACGUGCGGCCCCCACCCCUCAGUCUGCCUCAGCUUCGAUUUCAGGCAGAUCCCCGGUGAGUACUCCGAAUAUACGGCCAGGCACGAAGACAUUAACGAGAACAACCUCCAUACUAAGUCUAAGACCCUCAUAGAAGAGUAUGGCCGUAUCGGUUCUCUCACCCCACAUAACGUCGCCCUGGUCCCUCUCGGAGACGACUUCCGCUACGAGUUCCCGGCAGAAUUCGACGCCCAGUACACUAACUACAUGAAAAUGUUUAACUACAUCAACAGCCACAAAGAUCUGUUUAACGCUGAAGUCCAAUUCGGCACCCCACGCGACUACUUUAACGCGAUCAAAGAAAGACAUAAUAAAAUACCUACCUUGAAGGGAGAUUUCUUCGUCUAUUCGGACAUAUUCAGCGAAGGCAAGCCGGCUUACUGGUCAGGUUAUUACACCACUAGACCUUAUCUAAAAAUACUGACCAGGCAAUUGGAACAUCAAUUGAGAACCUCCGAGAUAUUGUUUACUCUGGUAUCUAAUUACAUAAAGCAAUCGGCGGAUUCUCGACUGAGUGCUUCUGAAAAGAAGUUGGAAAAAUCCUACGAGCAACUCAUUAGUGCUCGAAGGAACCUUGGACUGUUUCAGCACCACGACGCCAUUACGGGAACUUCGAAAGCGAACGUCAUGUAUGACUACGGAACCAAGCUUUUCACCAGUCUCUAUCAUUGCGUCAGGCUGCAAGAAGCUGCUCUCGCUACGAUAAUGUUACCAGAUGAGUCGGUCCAUUCUAAAAACGUUAUCCAAAGUGAAGUCGAAUGGGAGACCUAUGGGAAAGCCGUCAAAAAGUUGCAAGUGUCUUUGGUCGAUAGGAAGAAAAUUAUCAUUUUUAAUCCGCUAGCUGAGCAGAGGACUGAAGUGAUCACCGUUACAUCUAAUACCAGCAACAUCAGGGUGUACGAUACACGUAUGAAAGAACACGUCCUUUACCAGAUUACCCCAAUUAUCGAUAUCCGUACGGACGGAAAAUUGGUUAUAAGCGAGACCACUUUUGAUAUCCUGUUCGUGGCGACACUGCCAGCGCUCAGCUCGGUGACCUUCAACCUGGAAGAGCAUACGAAUCGGUCCCAUCACUGCGAGGUGUUCUGUACAAACUGCCAGCCGACUAAGAAGUCUGAUGAGAAGCCUCUCUUUGUGACCAAGAAGAUGAUGCCGGGAGAUAUACAGUUGGAAAACUCUGUGCUCACUUUACUGAUCAAUAGAAACACGGGAUUUCUACGUCAGGUGUACAGGAAAGAUGCCAAGAAGAGAAAUGUCGUUGAAAUGCAAUUCGGCGCUUACCAAAGUGCCCAAAGACAUUCUGGAGCGUAUCUGUUCAUGCCGGAUUACGACGCGCCCGAGAGGAAUGUGCUCCAUCCCUACGCCAACUGGAGCAGUGAGCACGAUGAUAAUAUCAUCAUAGUGUCUGGCCCCGUUUCCACUGAAGUCAACACCCUGUACAUGCCAUUUUUAGUGCACACUGUUAGGAUUUACAACGUAGAAGACCCGAUCCUUUCCCGCGGCGUGUAUGUUGAAAACGUUGUAGAUUUCGAAGCCCCACCAAAGAACCGGGAGACGGAAUUGUAUAUGAGAAUCCAGACUGACAUACAAAAUGGUUUACCGCCAGAGUUUUAUACCGAUCAGAACGGAUUUCAGUAUCAGAAGAGGGUGAAAGUAGAAAAAUUGGGCAUCGAAGCUAACUAUUAUCCCAUAACGACGAUGGCUUGGUUGCAAGAUGACGAGACUCGCAUGACGUUGAUAACUAACCACGCUCAGGGCGCCUCUGCCUUCGAACCUGGUCGGCUCGAGGUUAUGUUAGACCGCAGAACUCUUUACGAUGACUUUAGAGGUAUCGGCGAAGGUGUAGUUGAUAACAAACCCACAAUUUUCCGCAAUUGGAUCUUAUUGGAAUCAAUGGAAGAUCCGAAGGAAAAGAGCAAAAGGGACACUAGUGAGAAAGGAGAAUUCAAACACGUCAAAUCCUCGAGGCGUUUCAACCCGAACCAAAUGGACUCUUUGUACGAACUGCCGUCACAAAUGGCGGACUAUAUGAGCAGGACGAUGAACUACCCACCGAACGUUUAUUUAGUGGAUACGAGUGAGGUUGGCGACGUAGAGGUGAAGUCUUCCCAGACUUUUGUUCAGAACUUCCCAGCCGGAAUCCAUUUGUUGACGCUUAGGACAAUCACGGAUGAGACUUUGGAACAGUUCCCUAGUUCGUGGUGCUACAUGGUGCUGCAUCGCUCCGGUUUCAGCUGCCCAGUCGGGAAACCCCUCAACCGGUCCACCGCCUUCUCUCCCAAGACUCAGUUCAAUGGCCUUCGCAUCCAUAACCUGACAGCAGUGAGUCUCACCGGCUUAAAAACUUACGACCAUCUAGAAGGUCUACAUAGCAUUUAUAUAGAACAGAUGGAGGUAAAAACGUUCAAGAUCCGGUUUUGAAGACUGUUUAGGAAUUAUUAUUAUAAACUUUUAUAAGCAUACUUGCCUAAAUAUUUUUGGCGAGAUUUGAAUGUGGGUGAAUAUUUGAAAUGGUGCAUUUUUCAUGGAAACGAGAAGUCUGCGUGUGGCGGCGGCCGCGGUUUGGUGCAAUUCGCGAAUCUCAAGCCAGUUAAUAUUUUAAAAUCCCAAAAUAUAAUUAUUAUUUUUAACGAAAAAAUACUUAUAUUAAACUAUCUCAAACGCAGAAACCUAGUAUCUAGGUAAAACUACCUCAGGACCAAAUGAUAUACCUGUUCGAAUCUAUACGAUUCUAUAUGAAAAUAGUCUAUGUUAAAGUGAUAGUUCAAUAUUCUAUUUAUAUUCAGGUUUUUUGCUCUCUCUGAACAGAAACCGGCGAUUGCUCACGCAAUUAAACGGUUAUAUAAUUACUUUUAUUUGUUAACUAUAAUUUGUCUGACGAUCUCUUUCGUUUUUUUUUUCGAAAUCUAAGGUUUGAUGGUAAGUGUGUGGUGGAAAAUUACAAGUUAUUUAUAUUUUUGCAUCUUACUCAAAAUUUAAUUUAAAUUCCCUUUUCUUUAACUAUAUACCAACCCAGUUCAAUUUAGAUUAUUUGUCACCCACUAAGCCAUCAAUCUUAGUUUAUAAUAAGUUAAUUAUAAUUUAUAUUAAGUAACCUGUGAUAAAGCUAGUGGCAACAUCUGUACAACGCCGCACGAAUUAUCACCAAAAGGCAUAUGAACUAACUCGCUCAAAGUCUGACUGAUGGCGCUACUGAGAACGGGUCAUAUAUGCAUCUAUUACACAGUGGUUCAUACAGUAACUUCGUAUUUUAGGUAUUAACGGAUUUAUACAGAUGUCGCUAUAUAGCCAUUUUAAAAUAAGAGAAGUACAGCAUUUUCCCAUCGUCUUUUUAAAUUUAUUUUAGGCUGCGUUCGUGCAUUAAAGUAAUUUUGAUAGAACCAUUGAAAUGAUUUAUAUACAACAAUAUAGCCAACAUUGUAUCCGCGAUUUACGCUUUUAUUCGGGUACAGGUGUAAUUUUUUAAUUAAAAUCUAUUUAAAUCAAUACAUUGAAAUCGUCACGGCGAGGCAUUUGAUAUUUAUUUAAAUUGAAUAAAAAAAUAUUUACGUUUAAGUGGAUCUUAUAGUAUACUUUGAGAGCAUGACCAUGACCCAAAAAUAUCCUUAAAAUUAUAAAAUUACAAAUUCAUAUUAAAUAAAAUAGUAUUUAUGAAUACAGAAGAAGCGAUUGGUUUAAGAGAUUUUAAAAUUGGAAAGCCUUUGCCCAAUCACAUAACAGAUAAUUCGGUUCGUUGCGGCUUCAUUGGCGUGUUUUGACACUAGAAAUAAAAAGCGUGAUUAUAUCGCAUUGAGAUUAAAAUAUUGUCUAGAUUUUGUCGUCAUAAUCUUGCUAUUUCAUAUUUAAAGUAUAAUAACGAUAUUUACCCGUUAAUAGUCACUAGAUUAAACGAAAUAAAUGUUGUAGGGAAAUUAAAUCAAAAUAUUGCUACACUAAAAAUUAUGGCAAAACAAUAAUAUAUUUGAUUUGGUAAAAUUCUAAUACUCAGGUCUAUUUAACAAUUUGAAAUGUAUUUUGUUUCAAUUAAUUUAGUGGAUAUCUAGAAGAUGUGUAAAAACAGGUCCCACGGGGCAUUACUCUGAAGAACAGCGUUUUUGUCCCCAGUUACUUAUAUAGAUCAUGUCUACUGCCAUAGGGAUAGGCAGCUACUAUGGCAAAUCUACCCUGUUCUCCAGAGAUAAGAGACCUGUUGUAAAUUCUGUUGUAAAAGUAUGAUUAUUUCUAAUUCGGUUGUGUAUUUCAAAAGGCAAUAUUUAUUACGAUUGCAAUCAAAUAAAUUUAGAUUAAGUUGAAAAUUAGGCAUAAUGAACAAUUUUAAGGUUCGUCACGAUGCAGCCCCAAAUUAAAGCAUUUACAUAAUAAAUUUAGAACUACAAAGAAAAUUCAUUCACACAGUAGGAACUGAAGAGCAUUGUAUGCGAGGCAUAAUAAGUGAAUAAAUAAUAAUUAUAAUAGCUAGAAUAUUUCGAUCACUCAAUUUUUAUAACUCGUUUGAAUUGGAGACUGAUAAAUCAUCAUGCGUUGCGCUUGCGAUGGUCAUUUGAUACAUUGAUAGUAAAAAAACGAGUUUUUACAAUAGACAUUUUAUAUAAAUAAUCACUGCCGGACUAAAUUUUUAUAAUAGAUGCACUAAGUGAUACUCUGCCAUUAGCACCCAAGUUGCGUUUUGUUAAAUCAUAUUAUUUGUAUAUAACCAUAGAGUAAGUACUCGUAGCAACUUUUUGAAUAACAUAUACACAUUUUAACCGAUUACCGAUAGUAAUAGUACAAUUGUAGUUUCAUGUUUCAAAUAUUUGAUGUUUAAAAUAUGUCGACUAAAUACGUCUCUACAAUAUACACACUUUUCAUGUUAUUCUUAGAGGGUGCAACCCGUCAGAUAUAUAACACAAUUCAUGUAUUAGAUUUAGGUGAGAUAUACAAAAAGGCAUAGUAAAUCGAUGUACCAAAUAUCUACGUGCAUAUCUUGUCGUUGUUAUGAUUUGUGAUAAUGUUUAAUUUAUUUAAUUUUUGGUAUCUUUUUAUUAAUAAUAAUCACUAAUUAUUAACAAUGAUGCAAUUUUUCUUAUCAACCGAGUUUUAAUUGAGUUGUAUUUUUAUGUUUUACGAUAUUUGUUGUUCUUUUUACAUAAACAGUCAUCGAUAGGUAAUAAAUAUAAUUGUUUUCAAGAUCUGUAGUUGAAAUAAAUAGAUAGAAAUAUA
This is a messenger RNA of Amyelois transitella, 6359 nucleotides long. RefSeq names its product alpha-mannosidase 2 (gene alpha-Man-IIb). The coding region runs from base 174 to 3581 and encodes 1135 amino acids. Lineage: Eukaryota; Metazoa; Arthropoda; Insecta; Lepidoptera; Pyralidae. Gene Ontology annotation, biological process: mannose metabolic process; N-glycan processing; protein deglycosylation. The record is from RefSeq and is a predicted model, not a curated record. The transcript has 8 exons. Gene Ontology annotation, cellular component: Golgi membrane. Gene Ontology annotation, molecular function: alpha-mannosidase activity; carbohydrate binding.